AUGAAUAAAAAAAGUCGAGCCCAGGCCCGCUGCCCACCUCGCUCUCCCGCCCCGCCCACGGGCCUCGCCCAGCCUGACCUCCGCCCCUUGGCCCCGCCCCUCCGCCCUGCCUCGAGCCUAGGCCCCGCCCCACGCUCCGGCCCCGCCCCGCAUCCCGGCCGUGCGCUGCAUCCCCGCCGAGCUCAGCUGCUUCGGGAACCGUUCCCAGAGCUCCUGAGGCCCGAAAUCCCAGGCCUGGGUGGCCACUGCAGCCGGGCGGCUCGGAGGGGAAAGAUGGCCGCCCUGACGACGGUCGUGGUGGCGGCGGCUGCCACCGCAGUAGCCGGGGCUGUGGCGGGGGCGGGCGCGGCCACCGGGACCAGCGUGGGAGCAGCGCCGGUGCUGCAACAGAACAAUGGCUGCUGUGGUGCUUCAGGGGGUAUUCGUCCUUUUCACCUUCAAAACUGGAAGCAGAAAGCUAGUCAGACUAAGAAAGCAGAAUUCAUACGCACAGCAGAAAAAUUAAAAAAUCAAUGUGAAGUGGAGAGCUCCAGUAACCGUGCAGGACCACGAGGUCACCUUGAAGAUGGAAGCCACAUAUCUUGCAUGGCAGGGCAAGAAUGAAGGAGCCUAGGUCAUUGAUGGCUGUGAACUGCCUGUCUCUGGACUUACUUCACAAAGUGAGGAUAGGCCGUCAUGUGGUUAAGCCAAAACCACUUUAGGUUUUUAAUUAUAUGCAAAGAGUCUUGAUAAUUGAUACAGGUACCUGAUUGUUUAUUGUUAAUAAAUAAAGCACUAUUUGGUAUUAUCCA
Manis pentadactyla (Chinese pangolin) is the source of this 791-nucleotide messenger RNA. RefSeq lists its product as uncharacterized. The transcript is spliced from 4 exons. Lineage: Eukaryota; Metazoa; Chordata; Mammalia; Pholidota; Manidae. The record is from RefSeq and is a predicted model, not a curated record. The coding region runs from base 1 to 603 and encodes 200 amino acids.